CUUAUCAAUAACGAUCGUAACAGAAGAAAGAGAACACAGAUAAGGGGAAAAAGCCAAAACCCACCAGCUUAAAUAAAAACCUUUACUUAUCUUCUUUCUUCUCACUUCUCAGACCUCAAUUUCCAAGCAGAGAUGACGGUGAAGAUAAGGCUCGCGCGUCUUGGUUGUAAACACCGACCCUUCUAUCGUGUAGUUGUCGCCGAUGAAAAAUCGCGCAGGGACGGUAAACAAAUCGAGGUGUUAGGCUUUUAUGAUCCACUCCAAGGCAAAGAAGAUGCGGAUAGAGUGAGCCUCAAAUUCGACAGAAUCAAGUACUGGUUAUCUGUUGGAGCUCAACCAACAGACACAGUGGAAAGCAUGCUUUUCAGGGCCGGUUUGAUACCACCAAAGCCUAUGGUAGUGGUCGGUUCGAAAAAUGGGCAGAAGUCUACGAGCCAACAUGUUUCACCCAUUACAGGUGAAAUCUUGAACUAAGAGUGUUGAUGCGUUGAGCAAGAAAGAGCCUUUUGUGUCUGUGUGAAAGGAGUUUAUGUAAUGUUGUUUAAGACUUUUCUGUUUAUGUGAAAGGAGUUAAUGUAAUGUUGUUUAAGACUUUUGCUUUCUAUGUGAAAGCAGUUUAAUGUUAUGUUGGUUAAGACUUUUCUGCAACAGAGUUUGGUGAAUUUUUAUUCUUUAAUAUGAGCAUGCCUUUUUACAUUUAACA
Messenger RNA from Arabidopsis thaliana (thale cress), 703 nucleotides. It is a transcript of the gene SSR16, whose product is annotated as small subunit ribosomal protein 16. The record is from RefSeq and is marked reviewed. The transcript has 3 exons. Lineage: Eukaryota; Viridiplantae; Streptophyta; Magnoliopsida; Brassicales; Brassicaceae. Gene Ontology annotation, cellular component: ribosome; plastid; chloroplast. Bases 133 to 474 code for a protein of 113 amino acids. Gene Ontology annotation, molecular function: structural constituent of ribosome. Gene Ontology annotation, biological process: translation.